Molecule: messenger RNA, 2833 nt
Organism: Sander lucioperca (pikeperch)
Lineage: Eukaryota; Metazoa; Chordata; Actinopteri; Perciformes; Percidae
Gene: gnb2
Product: guanine nucleotide binding protein (G protein), beta polypeptide 2
Exons: 10
Coding region: 719-1741 (340 amino acids)
Biological process (GO): G protein-coupled receptor signaling pathway
Cellular component (GO): heterotrimeric G-protein complex; cytoplasm
Molecular function (GO): protein binding; signaling receptor complex adaptor activity
Source: RefSeq, a predicted model, not a curated record
UGAUAUUCAGAAGAGAGAAAAAAACAAAACAGGAACAGUGUGGAUAACCGACCGAGAGGGCCGCCUCUCAUAAUACUGGGAGAAAACCCGAACAGUCGAUCUACUGAUGGGUUGAUUUCUUGCAACCAGAAGCUUUUUUUAAUGCCAUUACUUUCUAUUUGAGGCAGAUUUUUACUCAGUAAUUCAUUGUUGGCUCGGAGGCGGUUGUCCUGAUGAAGUGUCAGCAGAGGGAGGAGGAAGCCAGAGAGAGGAAGGAAACGAGGAUAACGUCACGAAAAGCAGAAUCGGAGUAAAACGGACUGAAUAGUAAUGGACAGUGCUUGAUGCGGGCCGGGGACCCGAGCUGAAUUGUGUUUGUUUACGUCGCAUUGGACAAAGAUGUUUUUGUUAACUGGUCGGGCGUGAAAAAGGGGAAAAUAUUUCGAGGAGGAAACGGCAGCACAGCAGCAGCAGAUUUCAUCUUUUUCAGGAGGCUCCACUAAAGCAGAGAAAUGGAAAUGUGUGUAGCCCUCCUCCGUUUGUCUGUUCGCUGAAGGAUUUGGAAACAGCCUAAUCGUGACACACGGAGCUUUAAGUGGAUCUUAUUUUUUAAUGAGUGAAAAAGACAUAUAGCUAAAUCUUUUUUGGGGGACGUUGCUUUCGGUUUUUACACGGCAGAAAAAAAAAAGCAGCAAAAUCAUCGGGGGAAUUAACAGGUGACGACCCUGACAAAUCCAAAAUGAGUGAGCUGGAGCAGCUUCGCCAGGAGGCCGAGCAACUGAGGAACCAGAUUCGAGAUGCCAGGAAAGCAUGUGGAGAUUCAACCCUGACACAGAUAACUGCUGGUCUGGAUCCUGUGGGGCGGAUUCAGAUGCGGACACGACGUACCCUCCGGGGCCACCUUGCUAAGAUCUACGCCAUGCACUGGGGCACUGACUCAAAGCUUCUGGUUAGUGCCUCUCAAGAUGGAAAGCUGAUCGUCUGGGACAGCUACACCACUAACAAGAUACAUGCCAUCCCCCUGCGCUCCUCCUGGGUAAUGACCUGUGCGUACGCCCCCUCUGGGAACUACGUGGCCUGCGGAGGCCUGGACAACGUCUGCUCCAUCUACUGCUUGAAGACUCGCGAGGGCAACGUCAGGGUCAGCAGGGAGCUACCUGGCCACACAGGUUACCUGUCAUGCUGCCGUUUCAUUGAUGACAAUCAAAUCAUCACGAGUUCCGGAGACACCACAUGUGCACUGUGGGACAUCGAGACGAGUCAGCAGACCACUGUUUUCUCGGGCCACAGCGGUGACGUCAUGAGUCUGUCCCUGUCACCUGACCUCCGCACCUUCGUGUCGGGAGCCUGCGACGCCUCGGUCAAACUGUGGGACAUCAGGGACAGCAUGUGCCGGCAGACCUUCACAGGCCACGAGUCGGACAUCAACGCCAUCUGUUUCUUUCCCAAUGGCAGCGCCUUUGCCACAGGCUCAGACGACGCCACCUGCAGGCUGUUUGACCUGCGUGCAGACCAGGAGCUCAGCCUCUACUGCCAUGACAACAUCAUUUGCGGCAUCACCUCCGUGGCUUUCUCACGCUCCGGUCGUUUGCUGCUGGCUGGUUACGAUGACUUUAACUGCAACAUCUGGGACGCCAUGAAGGGAGACAGAGCAGGGGUCCUGGCCGGCCAUGACAAUCGUGUGAGCUGUCUGGGUGUGACAGAUGACGGCAUGGCGGUGAGCACCGGGUCCUGGGACAGCUUCCUUAAGAUCUGGAACUGAGCCACGCACAUAAACAGCAAACACACACACAUACACACACAUACACCGCCAACAAACACCGCUCCCAUCUUGGGACACAGUUUGCACCCUGUAUUCACUGUAUGUAAGAUUCAACAGACAAAUUGCAACAUUGUACUGUACAUAAUAUAUAUGACUUAGGUAUGAGUUCACACACACACACACACACACACACACACACACACAGUAUGCAGGACAUGACGACACACCUAAAACACCUAGCCCUAAACACAUGCCCACACUACCUACAGCUGAUUUAAGUACAGAAACACACACACACACACACACACACACAUAUAUAUAUAUAAUCUUUAAAAUUUUAAAAUGUGAUAAAAUACAGUUGGAUGUUCAGCUGCUCAAAUAAAAAACACAAAUGCCACUAUUACCUGAAGCCUUUUAACACGUCUAACACGCUCAUUCACACAACACACACACACACACACACACACACACCUUUUUCCUGAGAGAUAUUGCUCCUCGAGUUAAACAGGGGAGAAGACGUUAUUGGACAAUUCUGUCUUUGUUUACAAUGAAGUCCAAAAUGCACUCCAGACAAAUUUUUCUGUACUAUUUUUGUCUCAGUACCACAUGUAUCUCUGUGAUGCUAAUGAGAAGGAAGAAUGGUUGUGGAAAGAUCAUGUGAGUCCAUUAACACUGAAAAAAAGACAGGAUGAUCGUCUGAGUCCAGGGAAAAUAUCAACUCUUAUUUUCAUCUGGCUCAAAACAUUAUAUAGUCACUGUUUUUAUAGAUAUGAACCCCCCCCACAUACAGUACAUCUGCUCUUAAGUUUUUGUUUUAUUCUUCUUUUUUACACUUAUUUUAUUCAUGUUCUCCCUGUGUGCCUCAGAUACACUUUAAGGAUUAUUAAUAGACAAUAUUGAUAAAGUUAAAUUAACAACAAAAAAAAGACCUGAGAUCCAAAAGGUGGAUGAAAAAAAAUAAAAGCAUUACUGUAUAAGACAUCUUAAUAAAGCAGGAGCCAGUAUUCAUACUUUGACUUUGUCAAUGUAUUAUCUGGACAUUACGAUGGUGUAAUUGUACAUAAUAUUAAUAAAUAAUAGCCUCUCCUGCCA